Molecule: messenger RNA, 5576 nt
Organism: Gamsiella multidivaricata
Lineage: Eukaryota; Fungi; Mortierellomycota; Mortierellomycetes; Mortierellales; Mortierellaceae
Exons: 7
Coding region: 199-5499 (1766 amino acids)
Biological process (GO): rRNA processing
Cellular component (GO): nucleus; nucleolus; small-subunit processome
Molecular function (GO): RNA binding; protein binding
Source: RefSeq, a predicted model, not a curated record
CUUCUUCCUCCCCCCACUCUCCUCCACCUCUCUCUCUCCAUCGGUCUCUGCGGCUAUUCUCGAUAUCCUCCAUCGACAGCUAUCCGACAGAACUGUAACUUUUCUUCCUUUUUUCCACCAUAUUCACUUUUGCAUAUCACAACCCACCCAUUCAACCUACCAUAUCUCAGCAUCGUUAUAUCAUACUACUUCAACAAUAUGUCAUCAAAAGAGUUCAAGGCACCUGUAACAAAGAGAAAGCAAAAGGAGGAAGAGGACUUUCCUCGUGGUGGAGCAACCGGCCUUACGCCGCUCGAGUUCAAAGAAAUCGCCCACCAGGCUGACAACUCGCUUUUCUCAGAACCCGGGGUAAAGAGUUCGACUGCGUCUGGAUCGGAGCCUGCCAAGAAGAAACGCAAGCCCACCAAAAAGACCCUCAACAGCACAGCUAACUUUGAGAACACCUUUGAUGACAAGAAACUCAAGGCCGAUAUUCUCUCCUUCAAACGUCUCACGGAGGGUACCAAGGUUUUUGGAUGCAUCAGCAACAUCACCACUGGACGCGAUAAUCUGCCCGAGCUAGUCAUUUCUCUUCCCAACAACCUUACCGGAUAUGUCAACAUUUCAGAGAUCUCGGACGAAUUAAUCCAGGAAGCCGGGGACAGCCUUCCCAACUUGAAGGAGCUCUUCUUUGUUGGUCAAUGGGUUCAGUGUGUCAUUAUUGGAUUACAACAGGGCGCUUCGGGCGGUGCAGCAGCAUCUGGGAGCGAUAAACACAGACGCAAGGUCUUCUUGAGCAUGAAGCCAUUCAUUGCAAAUGCCGGGGUUAAGCCCGUUGAUCUUGCUGCUGGAACGCUCAUUUCAGGUGCGAUUCAGAGCGUGGAGGACCAUGGGUACAUCGUGUCGCUGGGAAUCCACGGCAUGCACGGAUUUCUCAAAAAUUCAGAGGCAAAAAUGUAUCAGCGUAUCAAGAACAACAACAAGCCCUUGGCUGUCGGCCAAGUUCUCGCCUUCAACGUCCUUUUGGUUGAGGGUAACAAGAAGACUGUUCAGUUGACCGUCGAUUCCUUGAAGGUGUCUAGGGCAAUUAUUGGCGACAAUUUUUCCUUCUCAGAGAUUGCAUCUGUCAUGCCUGGUGAUGUGAUCGAGGCCCACGUUACAGAGAUUCAGGAUGUUGGCGUGCUGUGCAAGUUCAUGGGUCACUUCGACGCCACUAUUGACUAUUUCCACACCGCCGCUGGUAUCAUCACCUCCAAAAAACAACUUGAGGAGGCAUUCACAGUCAACAGCAAGAUCCGCGCCAGAAUUUUGUAUGUAGACUUGGCCAGCCACCCUACCAGGAUUGGACUCUCAACCGCCAAACAUGUCAUGGGCUUGACUCAGCCUAACACUACAGAGACAGAGAUCGGAUCAAAGAUCUACCCCGGAAACGCCGUGCCCGUCGGUCGCGCAUUUGAAACUGUCACUGUGAAGCGCAUCGACCCACGCCACGGUCUCCUGUGCGAGAUUGAGGGAAUCGAUAUUCCUGGAUACGUCCAUAUUUCACGAGUGGCGGAUGAGCAUUUGGCGACAAUUACUGCCACGGGAAAGUACCGCGUGGACUCGACACAUCGCGGUAUUGUGCUCGGAUAUGACCCUGUGGACGGACUCUUUCAGCUCAGCUUCCAGGGUUCAGUCUUGGACCAACCUUUCCUUCGUGUGGAGGACAUUGAGAUUGGAUCGGUGGUGAAGGGUACGGUUACUAAGGUCAGCGAUAAGGGAGUAGUUGUCAGCCUUUCCAAGGGUAUCAAGGGGUUUGUCCCUCUUGUGCACUGUGUCGACUCCGUAGUUACCAACAGCACCAAGAAACACGUCGAUGAGAAGUUUAAGGAGGGCAAGGUUGUCAAGUGCAGGGUUCUCUCAACGGACGCCAGCAAUGGCAAGAUCAUUUUGACUUGCAAGGACCAUUUGAUUAACAGCAAGCUGCCCAUCAUCACAUCGCUGGAGGGCGUCGAGCUCGGCACCUUUGCAGAUGGCGUGAUCUCGAAGACCAAUGCUCACGGAUGCAUUGUUCAGUUUUACAACAACGUCAAGGCGUUUGCGCAUAUCUCGGAGCUCCAGGAGGCUCAUGUCACCAAUCUCGAUAUCUUCCAGCCUGGUCAGGUCAAGACCUGCAGGAUUUUGGAGGUUGACGCAGAUGAACAGCGUAUGAAGGUUUCCUUCAAGAAAUCGUCUGAUGUCGAUAUGACCUCCGUGGCAGUUGGCUCAAUCCAGAAGGGCAAGAUUGUUACCGUCAAGAAGGAUCUUGUCCACCUCACUCUCAAGCCCUCUGAGACCAAGGCCGUUCUCCACAUCACACACAUCUCUGAUCAUCUCGGCGAGCAGCCCCAGCGCAUUUUUAACAGUCUAAAGGAGGGUAUGAUUCUGUCGGACUUGGUCGUCAUCAACAAGGACGAAUCCCGUGGCACUGUCUUUGUGAGCAAGAAGCCCCUCUUGGUCUUGGCAGCCAAGCAGAAAAAACUGAUCACUGAGCGCUCUGAACUGAAGCAGGACGAAAUCUACCCCGCCUUUGUCCGCCAGGUCGCCAAGUUUGGUGUCUUUGUAGAGUUCAGUAAUGGCAUUAUUGCGUUGGCAUUCAGAAAUGCGCUGUCGGAUAGGUCAGAUGUUGAGUUCGUCAAAGGCCAGUCGGUCUUGGCAAAAGUGACCAAGAUCGAUGUAGAGGAUGGAAAGAUCGAAGUGACCUUGAAACCUUCGCAAGUCAAUGCCUCUUCAGAUUCGAUUCUCUUCCAGGGCGAGUUCUUGGCGUCAUAUUUCAAGCAGCUCGAGCGUCUCGCCAAGAAGAACGACUCUGCGCUUUCGGUUGGCGCACGCACGAUGGUCGAGGUCAAGAAGAUGGAAGCCGAUCAGUGGACUGUCGCCUAUGGCGCCAACAGCAACACUGGCGUCGUCGCUGUAGAGCACACCAAGGGCGCCAAGGGCAAGACUGGACUGAAGCUAGUCGGCAAAGUGUUGGAUGUUGACUUUGAGAAGGAGGCCGUUGACUUCACCCUGAAGGACUCGCUUAUCACUGCUGAAGAAACCAAGGAGGCGAAGGCUGGCAAGACCUUGACCGCCAACCAGUCCAAGGAACUGGCUAGCCUUGCUGCUCUCCAAAAGUCGCAGGAGGCCGUGGAGGCCGUAAUUGAGCUCGUCAAGGAUGACUACCUUGUGUUGACGGUCCCUCAGCUUAACAACAUUAUCGCUUUCGCUGCCAUCCGUUCGUUCAACAACCGCAAGGACCGAUUCAUCGGCUACAAGGUUGGAGAGAAGAUCAAGACCGUUGUCGCCUACGCUCCCAAGACUCAAGCCAAAGGCCAAACCGCCGAGCGUGUUAUCCUUGUGAUCGAACAGAACGCCGUUGCUUCCUCGAACGCUCGCAACGGCACUGCAAAAGAGAACAGGAAGGCUGGAAAUACUGUCGAGAAGUUUGAGGACAUCAAGGAGGGCGUCAUCACCAUGGGCCGUGUUGCCGGUUCGCAGCACAUGGGUCUCGAUAUCCAUCUUGGCGGAAAGGUCUUUGGCCGCGUUCAUCUCUCCAACAUUUCAGACAGCUAUGCCAACUCCGAAACAUUGAUGAAAGACUUCAAGAAGGGUCAAAUGGUCAAAGUUUAUGUCCUCCAUGUGGAUAGCAGCAAUAAGAAGAUUGACCUGUCGCUUCGCGCCUCACGCCUCGCGCCCGAGCAGCAUACCGUUGUCAACGAUCCUGAGGUCAAGACCGUUUCAGACCUCGCGUCUGGUGGUAUCAUGCAAGGUUUCGUCAGCAACGUGGCGGAUAAGGGUCUUUUCGUGGCCCUGAACCAUAAGCUGAGUGGGCGUGUCAAGAUUGCGGAGAUCUCAGAUGACUACGUCAAGGACUGGAAGUCACAGUUCACGGUCGGCCAGCUUGUCAAGGCGAAGGUUUUGAGCGUGAAUGCGGACCAUAACCAGAUCGAGCUGACCCUCAAGGCCAGCCAGAUCGAUCCCACUGUGAAGGCUGUUCAGGUAUUGGCGGAUUUCACAAAGGGACAGAAGGUCAAGGGAACGAUUAAAGCCGUCAAGGAUAUCGGUGUGUUCAUCAAGAUCGACAACAGCGCUGUUAGUGGUCUUUGCCAUAUCUCGGAGAUCUCGGAGAACCAUGUUCCUGAUGUGUCCAAGUUGUACUCGGUCGGCGACCCUGUCAAGGCCAAGAUUUUGGAUAUUGAUCCUGAGAAGAAGCGCAUUUCUUUCGGUCUCAAGUCGUCGUACUUUGAGGAGGGUGACGCUGAAGCGGAAGAGUCCGACGAGGAUGAGGAGAUGGAGGCGGCGGAUUCAGAUGAGGAGAUAGAAGGUAUCAGCGAUGUUGAGAUUGAUAUGGGCGAGGGUGACUCUGAUAUUGACGAGGAUGGUGAGGAGGAUGAGGAUGACGAGGAGGUCGACAACAUCUUUGCAGGACAUGACGACGACGACUCUGACAAAGACGAGGACUCGGAUGAGGAAGGACAUAAGGAAGUCGAUGGCGAUGAUAGUGAUGUUGAAAUGGCCGAGGCAACGCCUCUACCCGUUUCUUCUGGAUUCAACUGGGGUGGUAAGGAUGAUGCGGAGGAUGAUGAUAACAAGAGCGCCGGCUCAGACUCUGAAUCUGACCCUGAGGAUGACGAGCGCUCCUCCAGCAAGAAGAAGAAGGCGAAGAAGCAGGCCGCUGCAGUAGUCACGGACGAAACCGAGGAUCUCCAAUCACAAGCACCUCAGGUUGCCGCCGACUACGAGCGUCUGUUGCUCGGAUCACCCAACUCCUCGUACCUCUGGAUCAACUACAUGGCCUUCCAGCUGCAGCUCUCCGAGAUCCAGAAGGCCCGCGAAAUCGGUCAACGUGCACUGAAGUCGAUUUCGUUCCGUGAGGAGCAAGAGAAGAUGAACGUGUGGGUGGCCUUGAUGAACUUGGAGAACACGUUUGGCAGCGCGGAUACUUUGGAGGAGGUAUUCAGGAACGCUGUCCAGACCUGCGAACCCAAGAAGAUCUAUCUCCAGCUUGUCAAAAUCUAUGAGCGGUCCAACAAGAUCAAUCAGGCCACGGAACUGUACAACACCAUGACCAAGAAAUUCGGACAGAGCUCGAAGGUCUGGACAGGAUUUGGACACUUCCAGCUGCACCAUGGUAAUAUUGAGGCUGGACGCGACUUGUUGCAACGCAGCUUGAAGUCGUUGCCGAAGCGCAAGCAUAUCAAGACGAUCUCGAAAUUCGCACAGCUCGAGUUCAAGUACGGAGAACCAGAACGUGGUCGCACGAUCUUUGAGGGUGUCAUGAGCAAUUAUCCCAAGCGCGUUGAUCUGUGGUCGGUAUACAUCGACAUGGAGGUCCGAAACGGCGAGCAGGAUGCAGUUCGCCGCCUGUUUGCCCGUGUGGUAUCGCUGAAGUUGUCGUCCAAGAAGAUGAAAUUCUUCUUCAAGAAGUGGCUCGCCUAUGAGAAAGACAAUGGCGACGAGGAACACGUCGAGGAGGUGAAGAGGAGGGCUCUUGCAUACGUCGAGUCAUUAUCAUCAUAAAAUGAGAGGGUGGAGCAACCCCAUCGUAGCAUUCAAAACCAAGUAAUCCGCAUAGAAUCUUUAUUCUCACUAUAAAC